GGAGGAGGCGGGGGAGGAGGAGCAGCAGGAGUUGCCGCAGCCGCCGCGGAGCCGCUCACCUGCCCCCGCUUCGGCCCCGCCAUGGUCCGCCGGGUCGCCGCCGUCCUCCUGCUCCUCGCCCUCGGCUGCCUCCUGGGCAUCCUCCUGCUCUGCCUCGGCUCCGGGGACGCGCGGGGCCCGCCGGGCUUCAAGUAUGGCAUCGUGCUGGACGCCGGGUCCUCCCACACAGCCAUGUUCAUCUACAAGUGGCCUGCAGACAAGGAGAAUGACACCGGGGUGGUCAGUGAGCACAGCAUGUGCGAUGUGGAGGGUCCUGGCAUCUCCAGCUACAGCUCCAACCCUCCAGCUGCUGGGACAAGCCUGGUGCACUGCCUGAACCAGGCUCUGAGAGAUGUGCCCAAGGAGAAGCAUGCAGGCACCCCGCUCUACCUGGGUGCCACAGCCGGCAUGCGCCUGCUCAACAUCGCGAACAUGCAGGCUUCAGAUGCCGUCCUCAGCGCUGUGGCUGCCACGCUGAAGUCAUACCCCUUUGAUUUCCGAGGGUCAAAGAUCUUGUCGGGGGAAGAGGAAGGGGUCUUCGGAUGGGUGACUGCAAACUACCUCCUGGAGAACUUCAUCAAGCGCGGGUGGCUCGGGGAAUGGAUCCAGCCCCAGAAGAAGACCCUGGGAGCCAUGGACUUUGGGGGAGCUUCCACACAGAUCACCUUUGAAACCAGGGACACCAUCGAAGACCCCAGAAAUGAGGUGAUGCUGAAGCUGUAUGGCCAGGCAUACAAAGUGUACACCCACAGCUUCCUCUGCUACGGAAGGGACCAGGUUCUCAAGAGGCUGCUCUCAAAGGUCCUCCAGGCUGAGAGCUACCAACCAACUGUCCGCCAUCCCUGCUGGCCCACCGGCUAUGACAAGAGCCUGUCACUGAGCAGUGUCUAUGACAGCCCCUGCACGGUGAAGGAGAGGCCCAACCUUGCCCUCAACACCACUGUCACUGUGAUCGGCACCGGGAACAGCAGCCUCUGUGCUCUACAUGUCAGCAAGCUCUUCGACUUCACCACCUGCUCCUUCUCCCGCUGCUCCUUCGAUGGCAUUUUCCAGCCAGAGGUUUCGGGAAGCUUCAUCGCCUUCUCUGCCUUCUUCUACACAGUGGACUUCAUCCAGACAGUGAUGGGGAGACCUGUGCACUUGCCCAGCGACCUGAAGGAUGCUGCAAAGACCAUCUGUGCCACCAGCUGGAGUGAGCUGCUCCAGAAAGCCCCUAAACUGGAGAAGAGACUGGCGGAUUACUGCGCUGUCAGCACAUUCGUUUAUUUGCUCACCACCAAAGGCUACAACUUUGACAACCAUUCCUUCCCCAACAUUGCCUUCCAGAAGAAGGCAGGAGAAACCUCCAUCGGCUGGGCCCUGGGCUACAUGUUGAACCUCACCAACAUGAUCCCGGCAGAGAAGCCCUCUUCCCACAAAAGCAUGCUGUACAACUACUGGGUUAUCCUCAUCCUGCUCUUUGUGGUCACCACCCUGACGUCUCUGGUGACUGCUGUCUGCCUGCUCCGGCGCAGCAAGUCCAGUGCAAUCUAAUGGCAGGGACAGGGUGGGCCUUGUCUGCAGGACCCAGCACCAUCCUUCCUGCUGGAGUCUCCAUGACCUGAAUACUUGGGAUGCAGCAAGUGCUUGGAGAUGUCCUCCUCCAAUACCUGAUGAUGCCUGUCCCAGAAGGAAAGCUGUCCCUUUUUGCCCUCCUCUUGCUUUCAAGCUGCAGAAAAGGGGGGGACAGAAGAGGACCCUGACCCUGCAGGAGAAUGGCUUAAGGGUUCCCCAAUGCUACUCAGGGAUGGACCCCAGAGCAGGCUUGGGAUUUGGACAUUCAGAUCUUGGGCAUCUUUCUGCCACCAGACUUGGGCUGGACUGGUCCAGCAAGUCCAGACAACAGUGGGAUUUAUGCAUGGGGUGGGUGGGGAGUAUUAAUUACACUAGUCCUUAUAGCUGACCUCUCUAGCCUGUCCCUGCAGCAUCAGCCCUGCCUCCCAAGGAGCUCUGGCCACCAGCCAGAGUCCAUGCUGUCUUCCUGGCUGAUGCACAAGCCCCAUGGACCUUCCUGAGGGCCAGACCUUGGCCUGGACUUCCACCAGCCUCGGCACAGGCCCUUUGGGUAGGGCCUUAGCAACAACCAGACAUGGGGCGCAGACAGCUUCCAGGUCCAGCUUCAGCAGCCAAACACAGUGCCUUCCCCCUUCCUGUGGUUCCUAAACCAGUCUCGCCUUUGCCACAGCCACAGCCUCCUCCAUUCCCCCAGCAACGGUGCAAACCGUCCCUGCGGCUCCCUGGUGUGUGGCUGUGCCACCCCGUAGGUGAGGGGCUCACUGCAGGCGGGGGGAUUGGAACCCUGCAUCACCCCACACCAGGCAGCUGGGAGGAUGCGCCUUCAUUUCCCGUUGAGUAAGAACAGGGACAGACAAACAUGCAGAAGGUUUUGUUAUGUUUGUUUGUUGUGGGUUUUGGUUUUGUUGUUUUUUUUUAUAAUCAGAAAUAAAUCUUUGUAACCACU
Calidris pugnax (ruff) is the source of this 2539-nucleotide messenger RNA. RefSeq names its product ectonucleoside triphosphate diphosphohydrolase 2 (gene ENTPD2). The transcript has 9 exons. The record is from RefSeq and is a predicted model, not a curated record. Bases 82 to 1572 code for a protein of 496 amino acids. NCBI's taxonomy places the organism in Eukaryota, Metazoa, Chordata, Aves, Charadriiformes, Scolopacidae. Gene Ontology annotation, cellular component: plasma membrane. Gene Ontology annotation, biological process: nucleoside diphosphate catabolic process. Gene Ontology annotation, molecular function: GDP phosphatase activity; UDP phosphatase activity.